Molecule: messenger RNA, 1587 nt
Organism: Paramecium tetraurelia
Lineage: Eukaryota; Ciliophora; Oligohymenophorea; Peniculida; Parameciidae
Exons: 4
Biological process (GO): intracellular signal transduction; protein phosphorylation
Cellular component (GO): cytoplasm; nucleus
Molecular function (GO): protein serine/threonine kinase activity; ATP binding
Source: RefSeq, a predicted model, not a curated record
AUGGAUUAAUAUAAAAUAGUGAAGCGAUUGGGAGAUGGAACUUAUGGGUGCGUCUACAAAGCAACAAAUAUCAACACUGGAUAGAUAGUUGCCAUAAAAAAGUUCAAAAAAAAAUAUACUUCUUGGGAUGAAUGUGUAAACCUAAGAGAAGUAAAAGCAUUAUAAAAAUUAAAACAUCCCAAUAUUAUAAAACUAGUCGAAGUAUUCAAAGAAAAGGAUGAGUUGAAUUUGGUUUUCGAAUUUUUAGAUAAGGAUAUUUAUCAACAAUAUUUAGAAAAUCAAAAUAAUGGAAAACAUUUGUCUGAAGAUAAGAUUAGGUCUGUAAUAAAAUAAGUAACUGAAGGUUUGGCAUAUAUGCACAAAGUUGGAUAUUUUCAUAGAGAUCUAAAACCAGAAAAUCUAUUAGUAUCAGGGGAAACUGUUAAAAUAUGUGAUUUUGGACUAGCAAGAGAAAUUAGAUCGAAACCUCCAUAUACUGAUUAUGUUGCUACAAGAUGGUAUAGAGCACCAGAAAUCUUACUGAAAUCUCCAUAUUAUAAUUCACCAGUUGAUAUAUUUGCACUAGGAUGUAUAAUGGCGGAACUAUACACUCUCAAACCAUUAUUUAAUGGAAGUUCAGAAUUAGAUCAGCUUUUUAAACUUUGUUAAACUUUAGGUACACCAAAUGUUAGAGAUUGGCCCGAAUCAUAAAAAUUAGCGAACGCUGCCAAUAUCACAUUUCCAACAUAUAGUCCUGUCCUUUUGGAAAAAGUUAUUCCAAAUGCGUCAUCGGAGGCAAUCGAUCUUAUUAGAGAUAUGUUAAAGUAUGAUCCUUAAAAAAGACCUUCUGCUAAGUAGAUUUUGGAAUACCCUUAUUUUACUAAAUAUUGUUUCCCUAUGAUCUAAUAAAUAGAGAAUAAAUAGGAAUUUCCAAAAAUAGAUAGAAUGGAAAGACAUGAAAAAUAAGAUGAUAUUUUUGAAUUACCUAAAGUCAAUAAUAAGGAGAAUAGAAAUAAAAUGAAUGAAUCUAAUUCUAACUUUUUAGACAUUUUGGAAUAAAGGAUGGCUGACUAUGAGAGGCCAACGAAAAAGGAAGUCUCAAUACAUAAGAGUAGCGUGAAGGAAUCUAAAGAAUAUUAAGCAUCAAAAGAUUAUAGAGAAUCAAAUCUGCCGAUGAUACAAAAUAAUUAACCCAAAGAUUACAUAAUGUCUAAGGAAUUCUCUUAGAAUGAUUCUCUAGAUCCUAGAAUUGAUUCUAGAAAUAAAAAAGGAUAAGCCGGAUUGAAAUUCUUAAGACACAACGAUCCUAUAGGGGACCAACUUAGGAAUCAAUAAUAAUAAAGUAUUUAGUAAUCAAGAUCUUAUGAACCGACAAAAAGAAAUAUUUAUGAUUUUAAUCUCAUAUAAAUGCCAAUAGCUAAACCUACAUUUUAACCUAAAUUGGAAAUGCCGAAAUAGAAUAAAAAUUAGAUAUUUGGAUCAAAUUAUCCAAAAUCUUUGCCUAUCGCUCCAAAUAUGGGAUAUAAGUAUUAACAAUAAUAACAAUAAUAAUAAUAUAAAUUUGAUGACAUCUUAUAUGGUAAACCUCCGCUUAAAUAGUAUUAUUGA